AACUUUCUUCCAUAAGCCGAUGGUGAAAGAGCGAUUUCAAAAUUGUUUAUAAAGAAGGUUGCAAUGUAUUGUUGAUAGGAAAUUCACGUCCUCUUAUUGUCCUUGUUAGAUUAGCGCAUAAAAAACACUUGCAAAGGUGACUUCCUCAUAGCUCGCUUUAGGUAGCGUUGAAGUCUCUACAAAAAAUUCCGUUGCAUCUGUCGGUCGGUGAUAACCCCGAAAAAGUUAUAGAUAAUUAUAAAAUGUUUAUAAAUGAAGUUCCAUAACCCCAAGUAACAAAGGUACAAAUUGCAUCAUGUAACCAGUUCCACGCUCGCGCUGGUACCAAAAACGAUUUCGCUUUGACCUAGAGCUACUUUCUUGCAGAUAGAGUGCAGUGUGUAAUUUAUUUUUUGCUCGUUUUUUUACGGAAAAUUUUUAAAUAAUCGUCUCGCAAGUGUAUAAUUAAUAUUCCGAGAAAGAGAUAUCUAUUUUUAUAGUGCGGGUACCGACGGUACCAACUGGUACUGAGUCGUAGUUGCUGCACCAGGUCCGUCUCGAGCACGUUCACCCAUUUCUAAACAGCAUUUACGUGACGUCACCUCUUGUACGAAGAACUGUCCGAAGAGCAGGCUUUGAAAAAUGCCAAGGAGACGGAAGUGACUGAAGUCGAAACCCCAUCAGAGCCCGAAAAAGACUCCAUGAGCUUUAAGCUCAAGUACUUAGGAAAUACAGUAGUCGAUAAAAGUGUAGGAGAAAAUGUUAGCCGUGACGCGAUUAAAAACAUUAUUAAGGUCGCCAAAGCUUCCGGGAAGAAAAUCGCACGUGUCAACGUCGAAAUCUCGCUGAAGGGAAUUUCGGUGGCAGAUUCCAAGGGGAAUCUCAUGUUUGAAAUCUCGAUCUAUCGCAUAUCGAACUGCUCCACGGACAAAUCGCACAGGCAGGUCUUCUCCUUUUUCUCUACGGACGAAAACGAGACGAUGGAGUGCCACGCGUUCCUCUGCCCGAAACGGAAGGUCGCCGAAGUAAUGGCGCUCACCGUCGCUCACGCAUUCACCAACGCGUACGAGCACUGGAAGACGUCGCCGGGCGCAGUCCAAAACGGCGCCAACGUCAAGGGGGAGGAAAUGAAGAACACCCUCAACACCAUGAAAACGCAAAUCAUCGAGAACGACCUGAUGACCGACGACUGCGCCAAGAGCGACGCCGACGAGAUCAUCGAGGAGAAGCUGAUCGACUUCGACACCGAGCUCAUUCCGAACGUCGACAUUUCGAAGAACGACUGGGUGGGCUUCGACGACGACUUCGGCCGCACCUUCGACGAUUUUGAGACGGAUUUCGACAACGGUUUUUUAGAUAAUAUCCUGAAGAAGGCGCAGCAGAACAACGCGUUUUGCGAAAUGACGAAUAAGUACGACGUCUUUCGGACGAGUCUGCCAAAUAACGCCAACCAGAUGGAUUUCGCGGCAUUUUGAUAAUGCUCGCUUGGUGCAGUAAACUGAUUUCUAUUUAUUGUCAUAGAUAAGUAAAUCAAUUUGUUUUACAUUUCUAUUUUUAAUUUGCUAAAAUAUCGUGCGCGUUCUCUUAUAGAGGAUCGUGCAAUGUAAAUACAUUAUUUGUAAGUAGUGAGA
Photinus pyralis (common eastern firefly) is the source of this 1610-nucleotide messenger RNA. RefSeq names its product low density lipoprotein receptor adapter protein 1-B-like. The transcript is spliced from 4 exons. Lineage: Eukaryota; Metazoa; Arthropoda; Insecta; Coleoptera; Lampyridae. The record is from RefSeq and is a predicted model, not a curated record. Bases 681 to 1454 code for a protein of 257 amino acids.